Molecule: messenger RNA, 6927 nt
Organism: Mobula hypostoma (lesser devil ray)
Lineage: Eukaryota; Metazoa; Chordata; Chondrichthyes; Myliobatiformes; Myliobatidae
Product: coiled-coil domain-containing protein 102A-like
Exons: 9
Coding region: 198-1733 (511 amino acids)
Cellular component (GO): myosin complex
Source: RefSeq, a predicted model, not a curated record
GUAAAAUCCUAAAAGGAGUCAAUGCGCGUCCACUUUUUUUUUGACGGACUUCUUAUUCUUUCAGUGUUUCGGCUGGGCGUCUCGGGACUCGGGAGUUAAAAGGAGGCGCGCAGGUUCGGAUCCAUGAUAAAAUUAAAGAUGAAAGGCUUUAGCAAGUGGAAGAAAAGCUGAAUGAGAAAGCACUUGAGACAGAAAUAAUGAGCUCAAAUCCUACUGCCAAACGAGGAGAAGGGGCACAGACCCCAAAAGUUCAACAGCCUCCAGCUAGACAACUGUAUGGUCAGUUUGGCCAAAGCAACCAGUCUGAGAGGAUGCUGACCCCCGAUUCAUCUGCUCACAGUUUUCCGUCUCCAUCUCCUUUACCGCAGCAGCUGAACAAGCAGCAUGUGGACGUGUGUAGUGACUGGGACAGCAUUGAAGGGUUGUACCAUCGGGAGCUGGAAGAGGUUCGAGCCAGAGCUGCUCAGAUGGAAAAGACCAUGCGCUGGUGGUCGGACUGCACUGCGAACUGGCGAGAGAAAUGGAGCAAGGUGAGGGCGGAACGAAACAAGGCGCGCGAGGAAGUCCGGCAGAUGCGGCAGAAGCUGGAGUCGGUUGCGAAGGAGUUAGCUGCCAUGAAACGAGAAAAGCAGGAGCUGUUGGACGAAAAUGAGCGGCUGAGAAGGGUAGCCAAGCCAACAGAAACGCCACCAGCAGCUCUGGUCAGACUGGAAGAAUACGAACUCAAUGUACUGGAACAGGAACCCGUCAAAGAUAUUAAAAAUAAUAAAAACCCAUCAUCCCCAAACAAAUUCACUGGUUCACCCAAGAAGGAUAUUGAUAUAAUUGACAAUAUACUAAGAGAGAAACAAGAUGGAGGAGGACAAAGUCUGGAGACUUCAACCAUCUGCUCUGAAAGACCCAAGCAUCUGCUGGAAGAUACAAUGCAACCUUUUGAGGAUGACUCCAUUAAAACAAUGGCUCUGCAGUUUCGUCUGGAUGAGUCACAGAAAAUCCUACAGAAAGAAAGAGAGGACAAAGCUGCACUUGGAAGGCAGAUUGAGAAACUAGAAGCUGAUUUAUCUCAGUGGAAGAUCAAAUACGAAGACGUGAGCAAAUCAAAGCAGGAGGUCCUUAAACAGUUGACCCUUCUCCGUGAUGCUCAUCAGAAUGAGCUUGGGCGAAUCUCGGAAGAUCUGGAGGAUGAAGUCGGAGCACGAUCAAACAUGGACAGGAAACUGGCUGAUCUUCGUGCUGAGUUGGAAAGACUUCAGGUUGAGAACACUGCAGAGUGGGGGAAGAGAGAGCGGCUGGAGACGGAGAAGCUGGGCUUGGAACGGGACAACAAAAAAUUAAAAGCCCAUAUUGAAGAGCUGGAGAAACUGCUGGCAAAGAGGAGUCAACAAGCCACAAAUUUAAAUGAUUCGGACUUCAAAGCUAUGCAGCUUGAACUAUUUGAAAAAAAUAAGGAGCUGUCUGACCUUCGGCAUGCCCUCAAUAAACUGAAGAAGCAAUAUCAAGAGAAAAUGGCAGAACUUACUCAUUCCAAUAGGAGGGUAGAGCAGCAUGAAUCUGAGGUGAAGAAGUUAAGACUGCGUGUGGAAGAACUGAAGAAAGAGCUGGCACAAACAGAAGAUGAGUUGGAUGACUCACUGAACCAGAUCAGGAAACUGCAGCGUUCACUGGAUGAACAGACGGAACUGAACGACAAUCUUCAAGUCCAGUUUGACCACCUGCAGACCAGGCUCCUGUGACCUCCUCCCUGAUGGUAGAAAUGAGAAGAGGGCAUAUCCUAGGUGAUGGGGUCCUUAAUGAUGGAUGCACCUUUUUGAGGCGUCACCUUUUGGAGGUAUCCUUGAUGCUGGUGAGGCUAGUUCCCAUGACAUUGUUGACUGAGCUUACAACUUCCUGCAGAGUUUUCCCGAUCCUGUGCAGUGGACCCUCCAUACCAGAUGGUGAUGUGACCAGUUAGAUUGCUCUCCACGGUACAUCUAUAGAAAUUUGUGAGUGUCUUUGGUGAUAUACCAAACCUCCUCAAAUUCCUAAUGAAAUAUAGCCUCUGUCAUGCCUUCUUUGUAAUUACAUCGAUAUAUUGGGCCCAGGAUAGAUCUACAAGGAUGUUGACACCCAGGACUUUGAAACUGCUCACCAUUUCCUCUUCUGAUCCCUCAAUGAUGACUGGUAUGUGUUCCUUUGACUUCUCCUUCCUCAAGCCAACAAUCAUUUCUUUACUCUUACUGACAUUGAGUGCAUAUUUGUCCUGUUUGUCUCCUCAUCACUAUCUGAAAUCCUGCCAACAAUAAUUGUGUCAUCAGCAAAUUUAUAGAUAGUGUUUGAAUUGUUCGUAGCCACACAGUCAUGGGUGUAGAGAGAGUAGAGCAGCGAGCAAAGCACACAAACUGUGGUGUGCCAGUGUUGAUUAUCAAUCAGGGUGAGAUUUUAUUUCUGAACCUUAUAGACUGUGGUCUCCCAAUCAGGAAGUCGAGGUUCCAGUUGCAGAGGGAGGUACAGAGGCCCAGGUUUUGGAGUUUGUUGAUUAGUACUGAGGGUGUGUUUGUGUUGAACACUGAGCUGUAAUCAAUAAACAGCGGCCACGCCGUAGGUGUUAUUAUUGUCCACGUGAUCCAAAGCGUAGUGGCGAGCUGGUGGGAUUGUAUUUAUGCAAUAUAUUUAUGAAUUGCUAUAUAUUUAUGAAUACUCCUAAAGUAUUCAUAUAUCCUUUCUGAAUACAAAUAGCCAAAUCUUGAAUCAGUCCACCCAGAUAGUGCCAUUCCUGUACUAUUUGUUGCCUUCAACAAAUUCUGGUAAUUAUUUGCGUCAGGGAAAAAAAAACUACUGAUAGCUAUGUAAUAAUAUGUGUGGACAAAGGCCUGACUUUAACUCCCAGCAGAUAAGGAGACUGUGGCAAAUCCUAAACACAAGAGAAUCUGCAAAUACUGGAAAUCCAGAGCAGCGCACGCAAAAUGCUGGAGGAACUCAGCGGGUCAGGCAGCAUCUAUGGACAUAUCAGGCUGAUACCUUUCAUCAGGACUUAGCCUGUCCUGAAGCCAACAUAGAAUAUAGAACAGCACAUUACAGGAGCAGGUGCUUCAGCCCACGAUGUUGUGUUGAACUAAUUAAACUUAUAAUUAAAUGCCUAACUAAAAUAAUCACUCUGCCUGCACAAUAUCCAUAUCCCUCUCUUCUCUUCACACUUAUGUGCCUGCCCAAGAGCCUAUUAAACACCUCUAUCAUAAUUACCUCCACUACCCUCCCAGGCAGUGCAUUGCAGGCACCCUCCACUCACUGGGUAAAACACUGUACCUGUCCUGAAUAUCACCUUUGAACUUACACUCUCUCACCUUAAGUACAUGCAUACCUUCUAGUAUUUGACAUUUUGACCCUGAGAUAAAGAUACUGGCUGCUUAUUCUAUCUUCUGAACCUCUGUCGGCUCUUUAGGUUGAGGGGACCUCUUCAUCAAGCACCUUCACUCUGUCCAAUACUACAGCGAGAUUUCCCGGUGGCUAUCCAUUUUGAUUCUACUUCCCAUUUCUAUUCCCAUUCCGACAUGUCAGUCCAUGGCCUCCUCUACUGCCAUGAUGAGGCCACUUUCAGGUUAGAGGAGCAACACCUCAUAUUCCAUCUGGGUAGCCUCUAAUCUGAUGGUAUAAAAAUUGAUUUCUCUAAUUUAAGGUCAUUUCUUCUCCUUUCCCUUCUCUCUGAUUUUCAAUUCCCCAUUCUGGCUCUCCUCUUACUCCUUCCCUUCUACCCGCCUGGUGCCCUUCCUGCUUCUUUUCUCCCAUGGUUCACUGUCCUCUCCAAUCAGAUGCUUUCUCCUUAAGCCCUUUACUUCUUCCACCUAUUACCUCCCAGCUUCUCAUUUCAACCCCUCCCCCACCCAUCCACCUCCCCCCCCACUUGCUGUGACCUAUCAACUGCCGGCUUGUACUCCUUCCCCUGCCCACCUUUUUAUUUUGGCUUCUUCUUCUUUCCUUUCCAGUCCUGAUGAAGGGUCUCAUCCCAAAACCUCGACUGUUCAUUCCUCUCCGUAGACACUGACUUACCUGCUGGCUUCCUCCAGCACUUUUUGUGUUCCUCAGGAUCUCUAGCAUCAGCAGAAUCUCUUGUGUUUAACUUAUUAGCUCUCUUUCUACAUCAGAUGCAGAUGCUUCAGCCAGCAGAUCUUUCUCCCUAAACAAAGCUCCUCGUUAGUAGUAAUAUUUACAGUAAUCAAAAAUCUUUCCCUUACAGUAAUCUUUCCCUCCCUCUGCGAAGCCUGGAAUGUCCAUACUCCCCCAAGUCGGGCCUAACCUAGUGACCUCUGCUUGAGUGAAUGAAAAGCAUUUCGAUCAGGCUGGUUUCUGGGCAGCUACCUGCCUGAUACAAAGCAAAGUGGGUUACCCAAGUUUCUCCAUUACCCAUAAGACACAGGAGCAGAACUACACCAUUUGUGGCCCAUUGAGUCUGGCCUGCCAUUCAAUCCUGGCUGGUUUAUCAUCUCUCAAGCCCAUUCUCCUGCCCCUUCACUGUAACUUAUGACACCCUUACUAAUUAAGAACUUAUGAACUUCGGCUUUAAAUAUCCCCAAUGAUUUGCCCUCCACAGCCACCUGUGGCAAUGGAUUCCACAGAUUCCCCACCCUCAGGCUAAAGAAAUUCCUCCUCAUCUCUGUUCUAAAGGGACGUCAUGGGGCUGAGGCCGUGCCCUCUGGUCCUAGACUCCCCCACUAUAGGAAACAUCCUCGCCACGUUCACUGUAUUUAGGCCUUUCAGUAGUCGAUAUUGAGUAAGAUCCACCCCCAAGCCAAUUCUUCAAAACUCUAGGGAGUACAGGCCCAGAGGCUUCAAACUAUUGUUGUAUGUUAACCCAAAACUGCUCACAAUAUUCCAAAUAUGUUCUGACUAAUGUCUCAUAAAGCACUCAGCAUUAUAUCCUUGCUUUUAUGUUCUGGUCCUUUGGAGACAAAUGCUGAUGUUGCAUUUGCCUUCCUUACCGUCGACUCAACUGCAGGUUAGUCUUUACAAAAUCUUGCAGUUGGUCUCCCAAGUCCCCUUGUGCCUCUGAUUUCUGAAUUCACCCCCGUUCAGAAAAUAUUCUACACUUUUAUUCAUUCUGCAUUUCCAUUCAUUCUGCCAAAGUGGAAAAUUCCAGAGUUUCCCCAAUUUGCCAUCUCAUUUCUGUUUAUUUAAUGGGGUUUAAUACAGCCUCUUUGUAUUCCCCCUGCAGCUUACUUUGUGACCUGGCUGUGUACAGUCAGAAAUAUUGGACAUAUGCAACUUGGUCCCCUUGACUGAGUCUGUAAAAUGCUUCUGUCCUACCGCAGCUAAACAUCAGUCUAAACACCACUCAGGAUUCAGUGUCCAUUAGGGCCACCAACUAACCUGUCGUCCUGUGUAAUCAGCUCCCUUGCUAACACUCAAGCUGUUUAGGUCUAAGCUUUAAAUGUGGCAGUAGCAUGAAAUACAUGUACCACUACUCCUUCCCGGUUUAGUGUGCCUGCGAAAUGUCGUUGCUGUGCAACAGUAAGGCUUGUGCUCAAAUCCUGUGACGAAGCAGUGGCAGUCUUCCUUAUUUCCAUGGUGGAGUAUUUGCUGGCUGUGGCCAUGCCUCCUUUGUGAUCUUGCAGAAGUAAUUAGCUGGAUGUUCCACCACCCUGGUGGAUAAUGUGUCAUGUCUUCCACUUCCUGCACUCCAGCCGCCGAUUCAGAUUCAGAAUUAUUUAUUACACGUCCAUCAAAACUACCGUCACAACCUAAUGAUGUGCUGGGGGCAGCCCGCAAGUGUUGUCACACAAUUCCAACGCCAAUAAAGCAUGCCCACAGUGCUUGCCAGAACAUCACAGAACAGAAUACAGCAAACAAUAAAACAACAACAGCAAAACAAGCCGAUGUGACAAAAAAAACUAUACUCAUUAUGCAGGCCCAUGAUGUACCACCAUUUCAAGAUCAAUCCUGUUAGACAAAGUGCUGCUAACCAAAUCACGGCAUGUUGAGGUAGUGGUUAGCACAACGCUUUACAGUAACAGUGACCCGGGUUCAAUUCCCGCCACUCCCUGUAAGGAGUUUGUACUUUCUCGCCAUAACCGCCUGGGUUUUCUCCACAUUCCAAAGACAUACUGUUUGGUAGGCUAAUUGGUCAUUGUAAAUUGUCCUGUGAUUAGGCUAAGAUUAAAUUGGGAGAUUGCUGGGCCAGGCUCAAAGGACCAGAAGGGCCUACACCACACUGUAUGUCAAUAAAUUUUAAAAAAACUUUUCUUGCAUGGAACAUAGAACAUCACAGCACAGUACAGGCCCUUCAGCCAUAUUGUCUUAAACUAAUCUAACCCUUCUACAUAGCCCUCAAUUUCUCUGCCAAGCAUAUACCUGUCUAAAAGUGUCUUAAAUGUCCCUAAUAUACCUGCCUCUCCCACCACCCCUAGCAGGACAUUACAUGCACUCACCACUCUCUGUGUAAAAAAAACAUGUUGUCUUGGACAAGGGUAAUGGUGGGGUUUGGAGGGUGGUCUGUGCUGUGUCACAGUGGGAUUUGUAUGAAAUGUUCUGAUAUUGUGACAAGAAAAUUGUCAUUCAUUCCAUCUACAUUGAAGGAACUGGAAGGUUACCUGUGCUUACUGGAAUCACCCCGAAUACCAGCAUAAAAACACAUGUACCCACUUUCGCACAGAAGUGAAUUCAGUCCUUGUAUGUAAACAUCUGUUAUUCAGAAACCUUAAUAUCCAAUCACAAUUUGUUAUCAAAAAUCAUGUGAAUUUGCAAGUGUAACAACAUUAUCUGUACCCCAGUUUAAGUAUGUGCGGGUUAGCACACUUAUUAAUGUACAUGUAUGGUGUAUUAUAGAAGGUUUGCUCAACUGGUAAAGGCUACACUGUAUUCAUGCCAUUUUAUCAUUGUAGCUCAAGCAAGUACAAGUGCUUGUUUUGGUUAAAUAAAUUGACCAUUUUUGGCUGUGUUACAGAUAAUAAAAUAUGG